AUGCUUCAUGUUGAACCGAAACGUAGAGCAAAUGAUAGUCAUUAUCCGGAGCAGUUUGGACAUCCACAGCCAAAUGAGUUUGAAGUACUAGAGGAAAUCGGGCGUGGUUCUUUUGGGUCGGUUCGCAAAGUUAUACACAUUCCUUCGUCGAAGCUAAUGGUUAGAAAGGAGAUAAAAUACGGAAAUAUGAAUGCACGCGAAAGACAGCAGCUUAUAGCAGAGUGCUCAAUAUUAGCAAGGCUCCGCCAUGAAAAUAUAGUGGAAUUUUACAAUUGGGGUCAUUCAUCUUCAGUUAAGAAUAAUGCUGAUUUAAUGGAUGAUGGUGAAGUACUUUAUCUCUACAUGGAAUAUUGUUCUUAUGGAGAUUUAUCUCAUAUGAUAAAGCAUUAUAAAAACCAAAGAAAAUACAUCAGCGAAGCCGAUGUAUGGAGGAUAAUGGUUCAGGUACUUCUCGCUCUGCAUAAAUGUCAUACAUCUAAUGAUAUACCACCUCUAGAGACAAUAUAUGAUAAUAUACCGAAGCAAUACGAUGAUAAGCUCGGAAAAGGUAAUUUGGUGAUUCAUAGAGACUUAAAACCAGGUAAUAUAUUCCUGAAAGGGGAUGAAAAAGGUAAGAGAGGGUCGCAUAUAAAUUACAGCAAGGUAUGUGUCAAACUUGGUGAUUUUGGGCUGGCAAAAUCCCUACAAUCAAGCAUUGAGUUGGCUACAACAUAUGUUGGAACGCCAUACUAUAUGUCCCCGGAAGUCCUAAUGGAUCAGCCUUAUACACCAUUGAGUGAUAUAUGGUCUUUUGGUUGCGUUGUAUUUGAGAUGUGUUCUUUGCGUGUUCCUUUUCCAGCCAAAAACUUCAUGGAAUUACAGAGGAAGAUUCAAAAUGGUAGCAUAGACCCACUUCCCGAGCAUUAUAGUCGAGAUUUAGAGCAAUUGGUACGCUCAUGCAUUCAAAUAAAUGAAAAUAACCGUCCCAGUGCAUUCGAUCUACUUAAAGGAAUGCAGAUGAGGAUAGCAAGGAAGGCUUUACAACUAGAAAGGUUUGAAAGCCGGCUUCUGGAAUAUGAGAAGGAGUUAACCAUGAUCGGAGAAAUGUUAGAAAAACAAGCCAAGGAUUAUGACAAAGAACUUAAGGAUAUUAAGACACAGUAUAGGAUAGAUUUUGAAAAUGCAGUAGAUAAAAGGAUGCGAGAGCUCAUCGGUGUAAAACGCGCUCAAGUAACGCCUGAAAAUCACGGAAGAUAUCACACUCGUCCACAUUCUCUUCCCCGCAGACCCUGA
Messenger RNA from Eremothecium sinecaudum, 1272 nucleotides. It is a transcript of the gene KIN3, whose product is annotated as serine/threonine protein kinase KIN3. Gene Ontology annotation, biological process: protein phosphorylation; chromosome segregation. The record is from RefSeq and is a predicted model, not a curated record. The transcript has a single exon. Gene Ontology annotation, molecular function: ATP binding; protein kinase activity. Bases 1 to 1272 code for a protein of 423 amino acids. Lineage: Eukaryota; Fungi; Ascomycota; Saccharomycetes; Saccharomycetales; Saccharomycetaceae. Gene Ontology annotation, cellular component: cytoplasm; centrosome; nucleus.